Messenger RNA from Aedes aegypti (yellow fever mosquito), 2169 nucleotides. RefSeq lists its product as uncharacterized. NCBI's taxonomy places the organism in Eukaryota, Metazoa, Arthropoda, Insecta, Diptera, Culicidae. The record is from RefSeq and is a predicted model, not a curated record. The coding region runs from base 309 to 1430 and encodes 373 amino acids. The transcript is spliced from 2 exons.
GACAUUUGCACCCAUUUAGACUGCACCUAAAAUCACGAUUAUCAAAGUCGAAUCUCGCACACGAUUUCGCUGUUUGUCAAGCAUACUAAACAAAGUAGGUAAUCUAAGAUUUCCAUAGAAAAUGAAUUUUACAGCACCUCCAUUUCAAACCCCUUGCCUCGUCUGCGCAACUGUCAACAACUCGUUCGAGUGUAAACAUAAACAAUUUGUGCUCGUAAAUGUUUCGCUUCUCUCGUGAUUUUAACUUCUUCUAAUUAAGUACGUAGCGGUAUUCACAGAUCAAUAUCGAAGUUAAUUGACCGCCGAAAAUGCAAGAUCCAAUCGAGCACAGUGACUUUACGGAAUCCGACGAGGAGGUCCAGGGAUACAUCGAGGAACGAUUGUUUGAUGCUGAUGAGGAGGAAAUUGAGAUGGAUUUGGGACAAGAAGGAGAUGCUGUUUCCGAUGCUGAACCAGACGGUGAUCCUGAGGAAUCCGUUGCGUCCAGUAAGAAUGGUGAAUCGUCUCUGUUUAUAGUGAGCCUGAUUGUUUCGCUACGAGAUUUCAAAGGACAAACUUCAGCCGGAGAACUGGACACUUGGAUGGUUUGUGCGAAUAGUGUCGAAGAAUUUCUGCACAGCGUUUGGGUACAAUCGAAGAAGCACCUCGUUCGUCACAUCAUAACGGUUUGUGAUGAUGACGGCAAUAUUACCUACAGUUGGAAUCCGAAAAAAGUGAUUGAUGAGGCAGAUUUCAUUCACUUUGCUCUGUUUUAUGACAAGCAAAAUCGACGAACCAUAUCAGUGGAUAAAUUGACGACGACCAUACUGCAAAAUUGGAAAACAAAAUCAACUGUAGAGCUUUUGCUGCACCGAUAUUCCCUUGCUGUAAACUCGAAGAGCGUAUGGAAGAAAGUGGAAAAGGCGCUUAUCGAUGUUGUACCUAAAAAUAGGGGUGGUGCCGCGACAACAGAAUACGCUCAAGAGCUGGCAAACGAUCUUCGUCGUAGACAUGGAUAUAUUUGGAAUGGUCACGAUAUUGCAUGGAGUAUCUGGGCGAACAGCAUACUUGCUUCACCAGCUCAUCAGCAUGAAGCAUUGAAGGAAGAGUCUACACCUCCGGCAAGCUGUGUGGAACUAUUAUCAUUGCGAGAGAGUGAGCAGAUUCGACGAAUUCGACGCGAAUACCGCAUAGCACAUAACGUCAACGAUGGUUACCAUGCGGAAGUGAAAAAAAUCGUGGAUGCUUUAGCAGAGCUGAAGGAAGCACACCAACAUCAAGGUUUGAUGAUUACGGCAUUGGAGAGACACAUCGAGAACCUUGCUCUGAGAAGUCAAAUAGGAGAAUCUUUCAUCAGUUCUGCUGAAUCAGCUUUAGAUGCUCGUGAUAACGAGUUUUCAGCAUCAAUUGCGUCGCGAGUGCAAGAUGCCGAAGACGUGGACCACAUGUGAAUUACCAAUGAGACACUGAAUCAAAUUUGUGUAAUGAAUUUGUUGUGCAAUAUCCGAAUUUAUAUUAUUGUAAUAAAAAGAAUAAAUGAUUUAAAACAUGUUUUGCGCUUUAUUUUUCAUCCAUUUAUUUUUUUUCUUAUUCAAUGUUACUUCGCUUCUUACAGUUUUCUUCAAAUUCAAUGUCCAAUAGGCUGGCUUGAUCGUUGGCUGUUGGAUCAAACUUACCACCCUGAAUGUAGCCACACUUUCUGAACAAAUUAUUCAUGUUGUAGUUCGAGAAAUGCUUCAUAAUUUUCGCUAUCGUAACUUUCAGUUUUAUUUUUCUCAGCUCAUCGUAUUCACGCUGCAAGCGCUUUUUGCUCAAUCCAAACAAGAUCUCGAUCGGGUUCAUGUGCGGGCAAUAUGCUGGCAGAAAAAUUAUAUGGAUUCCGAGAGAUCUGAAGUAAUAAACCAAGUUCGGAUCACAAUGUAUCCGAGCUCCGUCUAAGAUCCAUACAGAAUGGAAUCCUGGAUGGUGUUGAACGAGUCCACUGUUGAGCGCAAAUCGUUUACAAUAAUCAAAAAAUUUUGCUCUCGUGAAUGUUCCUUCAGUGUGGCACACUUCAAUCAUACCAUCUUGCCCAGCAAAACACAAUAAGGAUUCCCGAGGUUUCCUAACGAACUCACCUCUGAACAAUAGGCGCUUUCCACGAGCACCAAAUCCCUUGUUUCGCAACAUGGCCUUAUUAUCGAAGCUGAC